AUGGGUCAUGGAGUUUCAUCUGAUACUACUGGCCAUACAAUAGUUGAACAAAAUUCAAAUGAACAUUAUCUUGGUCUUGUGAAUUUUGGUAAUACGUGCUAUUGUAAUUCGGUGCUUCAAGCUCUUUAUUUUUGUAAACCAUUUCGAGAACGUGUUUUAAAUUAUCGUUCAACACAAAAGAGUAAAAAAGAAAAUUUAUUAACAUGUUUAGCAGAUUUAUUUCAUAUGAUUGUGUCUGGUAAAAGAAGAACAGGUGCAUUACAACCAAAAAAAUUUAUUAAUAAACUACGAAAAGAAAAUAGCACAUUUGAUAAUGAUAUGCAACAAGAUGCACAUGAAUUUCUUAAUCAUUUAUUAAAUACAUGUGCUGAUAUUCUACUUGCGGAAAAAAAAGAAGAAAAAGAUAAACAUGAUAAACAAAGAAAUAAAACAAAUAUUGUUGCUGUUAGUAAUAAUUAUAUACAAUCUAAUGGUGAUGGACAACAUAUUCGAAUACCAAAUAAUUUGAAUGUUAAUGGUGAUAUGGCUAAUGCUAAUUCAUCAAUAGAAGAUACUUGGAUACAUGAACUAUUUCAAGGAACACUUGUAUCUACAACAAAGUGUCUUAAUUGUGAAACGGUUAGCAGUAAAGAUGAAAAUUUUCUUGAUCUAUCAAUUGAUGUUGAAGAAAAUACUUCAAUAACAACAUGUUUACGAGUAUUUAGUAAUGUUGAAACAUUAUCAGGCGAAUCAAAAUAUUAUUGUGAAACAUGUUCCAGUAAACAAGAAGCAACAAAAAGAAUGCGUAUCAAAAAAUUACCACGUAUAUUAGCACUUCAUUUAAAACGUUUUAAAUAUUUUGAAGUAUUUAAACAAUAUAAAAAAUUAUCCUAUCGUGUAGUUUUUCCAUUUGAACUUCGAUUACUUAAUACGUCAGAAGAUUGUACAAAUAGUGAUCGUAUUUAUGACCUUGUUUCCCUUGUUGUUCAUUGUGGUAUUGGUCCAAAUCGUGGUCAUUAUAUAGCUGUUGUUAAACGAGACGGUUCUUGGCUUGUUUUUGAUGAUGAAACUGUUGAUCGACUUGAUCCGUCCAAUUUUGAAGAAUUUUAUGGUGUUUCUCAUGAUCUUGGUCGUCAAUCGGAGACUAGCUAUAUUUUAUUCUAUGAAAGUCGAGAUGUUUAA
This is a messenger RNA of Rotaria sp. Silwood2, 1161 nucleotides long. The record is from the annotation of a GenBank genome assembly. NCBI's taxonomy places the organism in Eukaryota, Metazoa, Rotifera, Eurotatoria, Philodinida, Philodinidae.